Molecule: messenger RNA, 1650 nt
Organism: Myotis daubentonii (Daubenton's bat)
Lineage: Eukaryota; Metazoa; Chordata; Mammalia; Chiroptera; Vespertilionidae
Gene: GLOD4
Product: glyoxalase domain containing 4
Source: RefSeq, a predicted model, not a curated record
GGAACGGCACGGUGUGCGGGACGGGUGUGUGGCGCUGCUGGUCAUGGAGACGCGCCGAGCUCUGCACUUCGUCUUCAAAGUGGGAAACCGCUUCCAGACGGCGCGUUUCUUUCGUGAUGUCCUGGGCAUGAAGGUUCUGCGGCAUGAGGAGUUUGAAGAGGGCUGCAAAGCUACCUGUAAUGGGCCUUAUGAUGGGAAAUGGAGUAAAACAAUGGUGGGAUUUGGACCUGAGGAUGAUCAUUUUGUUGCAGAACUGACUUACAAUUAUGGCAUCAAAGACUACAAGCUUGGCAAUGACUUUAAGGGUAUCACAGUCGCUUCUAGCCAGGCUGUGAGCAAUGCCAGGAAGCUGAAGUGGCCACUCACUGAAAUUUCAGAAGGUGUUUUUGAAACUGAGGCCCCAGGAGGAUAUAAGUUCUAUCUGCAGAAUCAAAGUCCACCUCAGUCAGAUCCUGUAUUAAAAGUAACUCUAGCAGUGUCUGAUCUUCAGAAGUCCUUGAACUACUGGUCUAAUCUACUGGGAAUGAAAAUUUAUGAAAAAAAUGAAGAGAAGCAAAGGGCUUUGCUUGGCUAUGCUGAUAACCAGUGUAAGCUAGAGCUACAGGGCAUCAAGGGUGCAGUUGAUCAUGCAGCAGCUUUUGGAAGAAUUGCCUUUUCUUGUCCCCAAAAAGAGCUGCCUGACUUAGAAGACUUGAUGAAAAGGGAGAAGCAGAAGAUUCUGACUCCCCUGGUGAGUCUGGAUACCCCCGGGAAAGCAACAGUGCAAGUGGUCAUUCUGGCCGACCCUGAUGGACAUGAAAUUUGCUUUGUGGGGGAUGAAGCAUUUCGAGAACUUUCUAAGAUGGAUCCAACAGGAAACCAAUUGUUGGAUGACGCAAUGGCAGCAGAUAAAAGUGAUGAAUGGUUUGCUAAACGAAUUAAACGUUAAUAGAAGAUAUCAUGUGGAACAAGCAUUUACGAUUCCUGUCUAUCACCUGCGAGGUUUGAUGUGUCCAUUCAUAAUAAAUGCUCUCACAACUUGAUUGUUCCCUGUAUAGGCGAGGAAGCUGGGUGGUGAAGAUUUGUGUAUUUUAAUCUUUGAAAGCUCUGAUAUGUUUUUAUGUUUUAGGUAUAAAUCCUUUUAUUGUCAGUCUGGGGCAACUAUAUGGAACAUUACCCUUGGUUGGGGAUGAAUGGAAGGAAUUUUAAUAAGCAUGUGGAUUUUAUGAAAACACUUAUUUGCAAAAUAAAUUUUGUUCCUUAAACCAAAAGAUGUAGUUAACACCCCCGCAUUCCUUGCUUUAAAAUUUUGAGUAGCCAGAGAAAACAGACAGAAGGAUCUAAUGCAGUGGUUCUCAACCUUCCUAAUGCCGCGACCCUUUAAUACAGUUCCUCAUGUUGUGAUGACCCCCAAUUUCAUUGUUACAAAUUGAACAUAAUUAAAGUGUAGUGAUUAAUCACAAAAACAAUAUGUAAUUAUAUAUGUGUUUUCCAAUGGUCUUAAGCGACCCCUGUGAAAGGGUCAUUUGACCCCCAAAGGGGUCGCGACCCACAGGUUGAGAACCGCUAAUCUAAUGUGUUGUGUAGCUACACACCUGGCUCUGUGCUAGUUUCCUUAUAUAAUUUUUAAAAAUCUUCACAAAAAGAGAACACAUUAAAUUUCUUUUUUUU